Messenger RNA from Acomys russatus (golden spiny mouse), 4167 nucleotides. RefSeq names its product zinc finger protein 750 (gene Znf750). Gene Ontology annotation, molecular function: DNA-binding transcription activator activity, RNA polymerase II-specific; promoter-specific chromatin binding; RNA polymerase II cis-regulatory region sequence-specific DNA binding. Gene Ontology annotation, cellular component: nucleus. The record is from RefSeq and is a predicted model, not a curated record. NCBI's taxonomy places the organism in Eukaryota, Metazoa, Chordata, Mammalia, Rodentia, Muridae. Gene Ontology annotation, biological process: positive regulation of transcription by RNA polymerase II; epidermis development. Bases 1027 to 3171 code for a protein of 714 amino acids. The transcript is spliced from 2 exons.
AGGCAGCUGCACUAAGUGCUCAGCUUUGGGCUAGGAAGCACUUUAAGAGCUGAGCACAAGGGGCAGCUGGAGCAGGAUGGCGUCCUCCCUCCGCCUGGACGCCACCGCUCUGGUCUCCUGAGAAGGUAUAUCCCAGGAAGGGCGAGUCUAUCAGCUAUCCCCAAACACUGGUGAGUAGCAGGGCAUAACGUCGCUCCCUGGUCUGCAAAUCAUCCUAACAGCACUGCAAACUGUGGCAACCCAAAUUAGCAUUCACAUUUGUAUUGAGCCAACAUAAAUGCUACUUACUACAGCUAAGGGUGCAGGUCAGUGGUAGAACAUUUAGCCAGCAUGAAGCUAUGAACCUGAGCCUCUCUGCCCCUCCCCCACAAAAAGUUUGUGACUUUUAGAAGCAGUAGAAUGAAGUCCUAUGUCUUAAAUAUGUUUAGUUUUAACAAUUAACACACAAAGUAUAGCGGCAGCAUAGCCAAACAGGACCUUGUAGCAUUAAAUAAACCAUGCCAGAGCACACUUACUAAGUGUCUGCACUCAGAGGGGCCUCUGGUACAGAAUCCUAUCUGAAACCCAAGGAAAUGGACGAAGGGAAAGUCUAGAUCGCAGGAUAAGGUCCCCAAAACUCAAAGAAUCAUCUCUAACACUGUGCUCUCUUGGUCCCCAGGCAAUUCUUGCAUGUCAGAUUUUAGACAGUAUCGCAGGAAACUGACAGCCAGCAGGGCAGCCUCGUGGGGAUGAUGCAGAGUUACCUGAUUUCUAGGUCCGAGGCUCCUGGUCUGCCCUAGCGUGACAGUGCAGACACUGACCCGUCACCCUGCACCUGACGCCAGUUUCUGUCUGCCUCCACAGUUUCAGGUGCCAGAUGGAAGGAACGUCUCUUGUUAGGCCCUCAGCACAUGGAGCUGGCUUCAAGUAAGGUCUCCGAGCAAGAGAGAAGACCAGGAUUGAGCCCUUCAAAGCCAUCACAGCCCGGUCAAAGAGGGGUCAGCAGUGACCACACAAGGAGCAGACCAGAGUCCCACACAAAGGACGAUGAGUCUCCUGAAGGAACGGAAACCAAAAAAGCCGCACUAUAUUCCACGGCCCCCAGGAAAGCCAUUUAAGUACAAAUGCUUCCAGUGUCCUUUUACGUGCAAUGAGAAGUCACAUCUUUUCAACCACAUGAAGUAUGGCCUCUGUAAAAACUCCAUUACCUUAGUGUCAGAGCAAGAUCGCAUCCCCAAGUGUCCCAAGUCUAGCUCACUGGACCCUAAGCAGACACACCAGCCAGAGCCCACCUCAAAGCCAGCCACUUCCAAGUCUCUCACAAAUGGACUCUCCAGCUUUGAUCCAAAGUCUCAACAGGGCUCUGCAAAGGAAGAUGCUAAAGAGAACCUAGAAAUACAGGCACGGGGGACCCACAAGGGUCCCCAGAAACCAGCCCUACAGAAAGAAAUGACACCAGAAGCCAUUGUGAGCGCCCAGCCUUGCCUCGAGAGUGGGGUUAGGCCUUCAGCAUUUGUUCCAGUUGGGGAGCACAGACUUAGGGGGCCGGAAGACACAGAGGCUCCUGAAAUGCUGGCAUUAACCAACUCUACCACCAAAGCCACCCCUUUCCAUGCCAAGUCUGCAUUCCAUACUCCUGGUUACCCCUGGAAAGCUGGCCCCCCAUUCCUCCCACCUGAGUUCCCACAUAAAAUCCCAUCUACAAAAGGGUUUGGUGCCAUCUCCCCCUACAUGCACCCUGCAAUCCCUGAGUACCCUCAUCCCUUCUACACAGAGCAUGGGCUGGCUGCCAUCUACCCCCCCUACCUCCUGACUGGGAACACACCUGAGUGUGAGACCACCCUGCUGUCCGUCUAUGGGGCCCAGGACCAAAGACACUUCCUGCCUCACCCUGGGCCAAUCCCAAAGCACUUGAAUGCAUCCCCAUCAACGUAUGACCACUACAGAUUUUUCCAGCAGUACCACUCCAACCUGCCACUUCCUUAUGGGUUUUACAGACCAGAGUCUGCGUUUCCACCAUACAGCCUGAGGCUCCCGCCUGUUAGUGGGAUCACACGAGACCAGAGCUCUCGCCUGCUUGAAGAAGUAGCCCUAGCUUACCCAGCCUCAGGUCCCUCGGAGUUAAACCUUUCAAACUCCCACAGAAAGCACACAGAGUUUGAGAAGGAAAAUCCGGUUCCUGAGGCAAAAGAUCCUUCUAAAGACGGGCAAAGGGAUGCAGAUGAGGCCAAAAUGAGCCCCCGAGCAGGAAGUGCUGCCACAGGCUCCCCAGGACGGCCAAGCCCCUCCAACUUCACACAAACAAGCCAGACAUUCGAGGGCCUAUGUGACCUCUCAAACAAAGCGGCCUCCUCGGGAACCCUGGAGCGGUCCCAGCAGCCUGAGCAGAGCCUCGCCGCCUUCAAGCCUGUCCAGAGGGGCUCAGAAAGUCCUCACUCUCAGCCUCCUGAGUCUCCAAAAAGCCUUCAGGCCAUGAACAGUGACCCUCCAGCGCAGACGGGGAGCAGUACCUCUUUCAUCACAGAAGCCCCACCCUCCAGCCCAGAGGACCACUCCAGAAUAGCCCCCCUCAAUCUCUCCAAGAGGGUGGAGGCAAACCUUGCAGCCACGUAUGGACCCAUGUAUGCAGGUGAUGCCCAGGCAGACACCCUGGGCUUCUCGGAGCUGCAAGACCUGCCACUCAAUCUCUCUGUAAAGGAUCCCUGUAAUGCCUGGGCUCCUAGGCCUGUCCUCCCUGGCCCACCACAAGGCGCAGAACCUGCUGCUGCUGCGGCGGCGGCGGCAGCGGCUGCUCUAAAGACUGAGACAAAAGGUUCUGAAGAUAGGACAAGCCAUGUGGAGACACAGGAAGACAAGGCCCACAGCAGGACCACCCCAGAGGCGCACACGGUAGACAGUAGUGACGAACAGAAGCAGACAGCAGCUGUGGCUCUCUGUCAGCUGGCAGCCUACAGUCCAGGGAACGUCCGAGUGGGCGAUGAUGAAAGCACAGCCCAAGAGUCCACUUGUCAAGAUGCGCCCACCCUGAGUUCUACAGACAACCAGGAGGCUCAGUGUGACCUCAGACCCAAAGGACAAAAGAGGACAAGUCAAAGGGAUGCAGGAAAAUCCCAGCAAGGAACUAAAAGGCCAAAGCUGAAUGAGACCGUACCAAGAGUGCUCACUCUACGUAAAAGAGCCCGGGUGUCCUGAAGCCUCACAGCCUCGGUGCUCUGGCUAAAAAGAUGCCUUUCACACUAUGUUCUGAGCAGCAGCUUCACUUUUUUGCUUUUUUGGAGGAGAUGCGGUCUUGCCCAGUUGCUCAAGCUGGCAUCAAACUCGUGAUCUCCCUGCCUCGGCCUCCUAAGUGCUGGGCAGCCAGUAUACCCACAGUUACCUUCACUUUUUAUCAAGUCAAUUUUUAUAAAUACAGUUUCUCUUUUCUUCUCAAAAAAGACAAAACACUGUAAUCUUGUUCAGUUUUUUUGUUUUUUAACAUUAAGAUAAAUAUUAAAAGGUGUUUCUACUUCUGGCUGUAAAAAAAGAAAAAAAGAAAGAGAGAGAAAGAAAUCUGCAUGGUUCCUGCUCUCCAAGGCUGAUGAAUUAAACUGUGCCAUCCUGUUUGUGACUCACCAGGGAAAUAUACAGAACUAAAAACUAGCUCAGCAGUGUGAAGUCAGCUCACAGAAAAGACCUCUCACAUAUACUAUUUUUCAGGACUAGAGAACUUUUACUAUUUUACUGUAUUUCUAAUAAAUAUAGUUUUGUGUUUUGAUGCCAGAAACAUCUUCAGUUUGAGCAUCAAGUGUUACAUGUAAAGUGCUGUGAUUAUUUCUGACUGAACCAUCCACAAACAUUCAGAUUUUACGAGUAAUUUAUUUCUAUGAGGGAGAUGCAGCGCUGGAGAAGGUAUAAUCAACUUAUUCUAUUUGCUUAUGAUGUCACAGCAAACUUUCUCACAUAGCCUCAUGUUCCGACUCCCUGAGAUGAUGUACAUGUUGAUUUCCCAAUAAACUCAUUGUGAACUUCAAGAACACAUAAAGCAAAGAUCAGCAUAAGCUCAAUGGUAUUAUUUAGUGUUCUUCUGUAACAUUCAGCAAGAAAGACUUGGCAGCUGAGGGCAAUGAAACUAAGAAAGUGCUUCUGAAUUGGCAAAUCAAUUAGUAGCCAUAGAGUCCAGGCAUGUACAGAUCUUCACCCCUGGGGCUU